Molecule: messenger RNA, 1401 nt
Organism: Rana temporaria (common frog)
Lineage: Eukaryota; Metazoa; Chordata; Amphibia; Anura; Ranidae
Product: Fc receptor-like protein 6
Exons: 7
Coding region: 1-1401 (466 amino acids)
Biological process (GO): cell surface receptor signaling pathway
Molecular function (GO): transmembrane signaling receptor activity
Source: RefSeq, a predicted model, not a curated record
AUGACAUGUAAUGUGCCAUCUACUGUAUCAAAGAAGUCCCAGACCUAUCAAUGGUACAAAGAUAAGAGACCAAUACCAGGAGAUCAACAGAGUCUUCAUAUAUUUAUAUCUUCAGUAGAGGACAGAGGAGAUUACCAGUGUCAGACCAUCGGUGGUGAUAUCAGUGAUCCCGUCUUCCUAUAUGUUAUAUUCCAUGAUGUCAUCCUGCAGAGACCUCCAUCUGAUAUAUAUGAAGGAGAUCCCCUGACUCUGAGAUGUCAUAAUGUGAUAUUUUAUGAGGAAAUAAACACAAAAUUCUACAAGGAUGAUCAGGAGAUACGAUCAUCAGAAUUUGACUCCACAUUCCAUAUUCCUAAUAUAACGAUGAGUGAUUCUGGAUUGUACAAAUGUACUAAACAAAUACACCGCUAUGAUGAUUCAACUGUGAUGGAGCGCUCAGGUGUAUCCUUUAUCUCGGUGAAAGAGCUCUUCUCUCCUCCAGAAAUAAAAGUGACCCCGUCCGGGGUAAUAGUAGGAGAUGAGAUGACGGUGAGAUGUGACAUAAGACUGGAUCCUCUCAGAGGCGGCACAGAGCUGCACUUUGCCUUCUACAGAGAUGGACGGACUGUGCGGGAAUUCGGUAUAUCCAAUACAUACAGAGUGCGGUCAUCUCAGCUGGAGGAUUCUGGGAAAUAUACCUGUGAAGUGAGGACGGAGUCUGACACUGUGAGGAAGAUGAGUGAUGAGUUCUAUAUCCCAAAAUAUGAGCUCUUCUCUCCUCCAGAAAUAAAAGUGACCCCGUCCAGGGUAAUAGAAGGAGAUGAGAUGGCGGUGACAUGUGACACCAGACUGGAUCCACUCAGUGGCGGCACAGAGCUGCACUUUGCCUUCUACAGAGAUGGAGGACCUGUGCGGGAAUUCGGUAUAUCCAAUACAUACAGAGUGCGGUCAUCUCAGCUGGAGGAUUCUGGGAAUUAUACCUGUGAAGUGAGGACAAUGUCUGACUCUGAGAAGAAGAUGAGUGAUGGGAUAUAUAUCCAGAUACAUGAGCUCUUCUCUCCUCCAGAAAUAAAAGUGACCCCGUCCAGGGUAAUAGAAGGAGAUGAGAUGACGGUGAGAUGUGACACCAGACUGGAUUCACUCAGAGGCGGCACAGAGCUGCACUUUGCCUUCUACAGAGAUGGAGGACCUGUGCGGGGAUACAAUGUAUCUGAUACAUACAGAGUGCGGUCAUCUCAGCUGGAGGAUUCUGGGAAAUAUACCUGUGAAGUGAGGAUGACGUCUGACACUGUGAGGAAGAUGAGUGAUGGGAUCUAUAUCCAGAUAACGCAAAUACACGAUUACACGGUGCAGAAUAUAAUACGACUGGUGAUCUCUGGAUUUGUAUUGUCUGCUGCCCCAGCAGAUAACAUUGUAGGAUAA